CAAGCGUGGUUGAAAUGUUGCAUCAUGGCUUUUAUCAGCAGAGCGAGCUACGCCACACACUUGUGAGUUUUCCCAUCUGGUUUGAGUCGUCAUCUCCGAACAUUGUGAAAUUGGACACCUACUUUCUUAACCCUUCCCAACUCGUCCGCCCUCUCCACUCGCUGUUCUAAAAGUAGCGAAAGCUGUCCCGCAGGCUUUGGACUGUGAAUGUUAGCCCGUAUCAUGAAUGUUGUCGGUUUAAUCUAGAGGAGCAGAGCGAAAUCCUCCUCAGACUCUCCGCCGACCAGCCUGGAGCUUCUGUUCAAACAAACAGGGCUGAAGAGAAGGAUCUGGCGCGGGUGGGGGCAAAUGGAAGACAGAGGGGGGGUUUCCUCUCAGAAGAGGAAUGAUUUACCCGACUAAUAAGACAUUAAUGAAUCAGAGUGUAUUAAGAAGCUUGAGGGUCCUGUGUCUUUCGGAUUGGAGCGACUGCUGAGAUGUCAAGUUCAGUCUUCAGAUAAGGCGAGAUGGAUGAGGAGGCGGACAGCAACGGGCAGGAAGAACAUAGUUCUGAUGACCCUGCUCUUCCUGGACCCAGUGUGGUGGCAGAGACCCAGCUUCAACACUGCCAGGAGCCCCACACUCCAGACCAGGACUUGCCCAUCAUGCACUGGGAAGACCUGAGUUUGCGGAUAGCAGAGCUUGAGAAACAGGAGGAAGAGAGGAGAAGAUCAGAGUCGAGGGGUUCAACAGAACAAGAAUCAGUGCUGGGACAGCUGUCUCAAGGAAAACACGAGUCGCUUCUCAGGAAGCAAUGGGAAGAUAAGGAUGACUUUGGGGGAUGCCGUUUUCCAUUUAUUACAUCUCGGUUUAACAGCCCUAAAAACCUGCAGCUGUGUUUUACCAACAACAGUGAGAGCGAGGAAGAGGAUGAUGAAGGGACAUCCAGCAAAAAGAGCCCGCAUGACACAGCAGGACGUGGGCGUUGUUGUGCUGGUCUGAAACAGGAAGUGAGAGCAGCUCUAAGAGAGCUCAGAGAUAAGCUUUGGGCUGAACAGAAGCAGGAGCAGCAGCAGAAGACCCCCAAUGACUUAAACAUUCGCAGAAAAAUGCUUAGCCACAGUGACCUGCAGACCUGCUCUGUGCUUCAGCUAAAUGCCCUCAGUGCUUCCCUCAAUGAAGACAUACAAGAUCUAAGCUCAGAACUGGUGAAGCAUCUUGUGGUGCGGGACCAUCUUCGAACAAAACAAGAUGCCAUGCUCCUGGAUGUACAGGAUAUGACAUCUCUAUGACUCAUUUUAAGGCAGGAGUAGCCAUAAUUAUAUGGACUACAUGGACUACAGUGGAACAUGGGAUUUCUCGACUUCAGCAGCGUACUGUUAGAUAAGAUACUCUUAUCCAUCUUUCCGCUAACUAAAGCCACAGCAUCCUGUUUGUCUUGAGUUGCUCACAGAAAUGUUGGUCAGUAUGUGAGUUGCAUUAUUUUCAGUCACAAGUUUUAUUGUGAGAAAUGUGGCGUUAUAAAUGUGAAUGAGUAGCUCUUUAAGUAUAAAACAAGCAUGCUUCUCAUUAUCUAAAAAAUGACGCCUGGUCAUGUAGGGUCAGUUGUAGCACCUAUAAGAACUAUGAAAGCUGCUAUGGAUUCUGUGUGCGAUUAAUAACUGUGAGGUAUAUUAAUCAGUGAUUCGUUUUCAAUUAAAGAUGCUUCCUGUGGAUAUGACCUGCAUGAAAUAAUCUAUAAUAUCAGCCGUGAAGGUGCGGCCAAAAGCCACACUGCAUGUGGGAAUUUCAUAACUGACACUUUCUGUUGUUACUUUUUUUUCCAAAAAUUGACAGAAUUUAUAUUAAUUGAAUAAAUUUGUAACAUUUAUUUAAUACA
Molecule: messenger RNA, 1858 nt
Organism: Pygocentrus nattereri (red-bellied piranha)
Lineage: Eukaryota; Metazoa; Chordata; Actinopteri; Characiformes; Serrasalmidae
Product: schwannomin-interacting protein 1
Exons: 7
Coding region: 507-1271 (254 amino acids)
Biological process (GO): positive regulation of hippo signaling
Cellular component (GO): plasma membrane; cell junction
Source: RefSeq, a predicted model, not a curated record